Messenger RNA from Punica granatum (pomegranate), 2340 nucleotides. The record is from RefSeq and is a predicted model, not a curated record. Lineage: Eukaryota; Viridiplantae; Streptophyta; Magnoliopsida; Myrtales; Lythraceae.
CAGACAAAAUUGAUUGAUUGUACUUCCGAAUGCAAGUUCACUCAGAGAGGUAAAAAGGGCGGGGGGACCGACAGUUCUGUUUAGAGACAGUUCUUCUUCUUCCUCAGGGGCAUCAAAGUCGUCGUUGGCCAAAAUUCGAAAAGGUCAGAACUUUCCCUCUCUAAAAUGGCGGAGAAACCGUAGCAGAGAGAGGGGACCUGCCCCGCCAUGGGACCUCGCAGAGUACACUUCUUCUGCUUCUUCUCCUCUCUCUUGCACACACGCAGACAAACGCAUGCAAAACUCCAAACAGAUGCUGUCCGAAAUCCGGAGAUCAUCACGAUUUCCUCCCUUCGUUCAUCACAACAAAAGCCACGCCAUGGGACCUCGCACUCUCCGUUGCCUCAGUUUCCGGGAAAAGUCCGCAGCUUUUCUUAGAAACCCAACACCUCUCUCGCCUCAAUGGGGUGCGUCCAAGCGAAGCUCGACUUUCCCUCGCCCUCUAAAGGCCUCGACGGGCUCAAGCUCCAGAACGGGUAUGUCAAGGGAGGGGCAGAGAGGAGGCCUGUCGACCGGAAACAGCCGGUCAAGGGCGAUGGAGGUGGCGGCCGGGCUGUUAAUGGGAAAGGAGAGAGGAAUGGUGGGAGUGGGAGCCAGAGGGCCGGGGCUAAUAAGAAGAUUGGAGGAGAUGAGCUUGUCAAUGGUUGGCCGAAGUGGCUGGUCGAUAACAUUGAUCGUGCUGCUUUGGCCGGUUUGGUCCCGAAGAGCGCCGAUUCGUAUGAGAAGCUGGCUAAGGUAGGACAAGGAACUUAUAGCAAUGUAUAUAAAGCUCGAGACAGGGACAAUGGGAAAAUUGUUGCCCUGAAAAAGGUCCGCUUUGACACAUCGGAGCCUGAGAGCGUCAAGUUUAUGGCAAGAGAGAUUACGGUUCUGCAGCACCUAGAUCAUCCCAAUGUAAUCAAGCUUGAAGGAAUUGCUACAUCGAGGAUGCAGUACAGUCUCUAUCUUGUUUUCGAUUUUAUGCAGUCGGACCUCACAAAGAUUAUUUGUCGUCCUGGCGAACGCCUCGCAGAACCACAGGUCAAAUGCUAUAUGCAACAGUUGCUAGCAGGUCUCCAGCACUGCCACAAGAAAGGGAUCCUCCACAGAGACAUUAAAGCCUCCAACUUGUUGAUAGACAAGAGUGGCCAGCUGAAGAUUGCAGACUUUGGUCUUGCGAAUUUCUUCAAUCCUGACGAGAAAUGUCCCCUUACAAGUCGAGUGGUCACCCUCUGGUAUAGAGCCCCUGAGCUUCUCUUGGGCUCCACUGAUUAUGGGGUUGGUGUCGAUCUCUGGAGCGCAGGAUGCUUAUUGGCUGAGAUGUUUCUUGGCAGGGCUUUUAUGCCUGGGAAAACCGAGGUCGAGCAGCUGCAUAGGAUCUUCAAGCUUUGUGGUGCACCCUCGGAGGAUUACUGGAAGAAGAUGAAGCUUCAGACUAGCUUUCGACCACCCCCACACUAUCAACCAAGUUAUCGUGGUACCUUCAAGGAUUUUCCUGCCUCAUCGUUUGGUCUCUUGUGCAAACUUCUUGCCCUUGACCCCGCUUAUCGGGGCACUGCAUCAUUUGCCCUGCAAGAUGAAUUCUUUAAAACAAGUCCCUUAGCAUGUGAUCUCUCAGGACUGCCUGUAGUGCAAAAAGAAGAGCUUCAGGCAUCUCACCCCAAGAGCCUGAAGAAACUCAGGAGCUCUAAGGCAAAGGAUCCAUCUCACACAAAUUCUGAAGUUUCUAAUAAGAAGCACGUAAGGAUUGUCGACCCCAAGGUUGAGACUGAAUCUUCUAAAGAGGAGAAGAAUGCAGAGUUGAGCACUCAGAGCGUUGAGGUAGGUAACAGCAUCAGCAGCACUUCGAGCAGUCUAAAACCAAUCAUGCACGGGGUGAACCUGCACUCGUCCCUUUCUCCAAUACAUCGUUCAAUCCGUAAAGCCUCCUCUUCGCAGACCGAAGGCCACCCGAAUGCUGUCAGGAACAUACAAAACUACACACUCUUGCAGGCUUCUAUAACAGAUAUUAUCAACCCCAGAGAAGGAGGCGAUGGGAUGGCUCGUGUCCGGAGAUCUCUCUCGACUUUGGACUUUCGGUAUAGGAAUGCCGAGGAAAUCGCUAAGUUCUUUGGGCUUGAAAAAUAAAGGACAGUUGAUGAGAAGGAGGCCUAUAAUUAUAUGUCUGAGCCCGGGUUCGAACUGGGGACCUUUAGUGUGUGAGACUAGCGUGAUAACCAACUACACCACCCAGACUUCUUGUGCUGAUUUGUGUAUGUAAGAUAUUGUCUCCUUAAGUUAGGACUUGUAUUUAUACAACCACUCGGCGCUUUUUUCGGUGAA